This is a messenger RNA of Neogale vison (American mink), 6779 nucleotides long. It is a transcript of the gene TSPAN5, whose product is annotated as tetraspanin 5. Lineage: Eukaryota; Metazoa; Chordata; Mammalia; Carnivora; Mustelidae. Gene Ontology annotation, biological process: regulation of vascular endothelial growth factor signaling pathway; protein maturation; protein localization to plasma membrane. The transcript is spliced from 8 exons. Bases 370 to 1176 code for a protein of 268 amino acids. Gene Ontology annotation, cellular component: membrane. The record is from RefSeq and is a predicted model, not a curated record.
CAUCUGCGGCGGCAGCGUUUGCCCGAAGCUCAGAGGCCGACGGACGGACGGACAUAUCGCCGGGCGGACGGACGCGGGCUCGCGCCUUGGGCUCGGGGCCAGCUUCGGCGAGGCUCGGGGCUUGCAGCGCGCGGCUUCUCCUCCAGCUCACGGCCACCCCGGCUCCGGCGGCCUCGACGCGCAGGGGGCUGAAGGUGCGGGAGCCGCUCUCCACCGGUCGGUCCCCGCGCGGCUCUCAGCCCCGGCCGCCGCGGCGCGGCCCGGAGCUGCGUCCCCGAUCCCCUGCUUCCCUCCGGGCUACUCUGAGCAACGGUGCUCCCGGGCUCCAAACUCGGGCUGCCGGGGCAAGUGUCUUCAUGAACCCAGAGGAUGUCCGGGAAGCACUACAAGGGUCCUGAAGUCAGUUGUUGCAUCAAAUACUUCAUAUUUGGCUUCAAUGUCAUAUUUUGGUUUUUGGGAAUAGCAUUUCUUGGAAUUGGACUGUGGGCGUGGAAUGAAAAAGGAGUUCUGUCCAAUAUCUCUUCCAUCACCGAUCUCGGCGGCUUUGACCCGGUCUGGCUCUUCCUCGUGGUGGGAGGAGUGAUGUUCAUUUUGGGAUUCGCAGGGUGCAUUGGAGCGCUACGGGAAAACACGUUCCUUCUGAAGUUUUUUUCUGUGUUCCUGGGAAUUAUUUUCUUCCUGGAGCUCACUGCUGGGGUUCUGGCGUUUGUUUUCAAAGACUGGAUCAAAGACCAGCUGUAUUUCUUUAUAAACAACAACAUCAGAGCGUACAGAGAUGACAUUGAUUUGCAGAACCUCAUAGACUUCACGCAGGAAUAUUGGCAGUGCUGUGGGGCUUUUGGAGCUGAUGAUUGGAACCUAAAUAUUUACUUCAAUUGCACAGAUUCCAACGCAAGUCGAGAACGAUGUGGCGUGCCAUUCUCCUGCUGCACUAAAGACCCCGCGGAAGAUGUCAUCAACACUCAGUGUGGCUAUGAUGCCAGGCAAAAACCAGAAGUUGACCAGCAGAUUGUAAUCUACACGAAAGGCUGUGUGCCCCAGUUUGAGAAGUGGUUGCAGGACAAUUUAACCAUCGUGGCUGGUAUUUUCAUAGGGAUUGCAUUGCUACAGAUUUUUGGGAUCUGCCUGGCUCAGAAUUUGGUUAGCGAUAUCGAAGCUGUCAGGGCCAGCUGGUAGAGCCCUGCCUCACUGCUGUAUGACACUGGACGGACCCAGCCUUCCUGACCCUCCAGCGUGCCCAGCCAAAUCCACGCUGCAAUCCCACGGGAUGGAACUUCCGAGAACUUGGUUUGGGGCGGGUACAACUGGGAAAUGCUGCUCACUGACCGAAUUAAAAAGAUAACCAGUGUGAAAGUCCUUGCGCCGUGCAUCUCUGCUGUAUCCAUGGAUUUAUGGAUGGUUGGAUGCUUACCAAAAAAGAAAAAAGGGAGGGUGAGGGACCCAGCUGUACUUGAAUUUGUGGAACACACAGUCUUGUUCUCUCCUUCAGUGGUCGGAGGGCUGGGACAGGCGGUUUUUGCUUUUCGUCAGACCUUGAAGGGACUUUCUGGUCAUGGCCUAAAGAAGUGCAUCUUUUCUAAAACUCAACCCCUAACCUGGGAGGGCUGUGAGGUUUUUUGUUGUGUUUUUUUUGUUUUUGUUUUUGUUUUUGUUUUUGCAUCCCUUCACUGUACAUUUCAGGGACCUGUUAAAACUAUCAUCCCGAGAAGAAAACAGCUUGUCUUUGGUUCAGAUGUUGUGAUCACAUUGAACAAGUCAUGUGGGUGGGCACGCCUGGUCCCUCCCGGAGUGUCUCUUUCAAGGGGACUUGUGUGUUUCAUGUGUAUGGAGUAAGGGCUUUGGAACACUUAUGAUGCUGAAUUUUAACAGGACAGAUUGUUGUUCUCAGUAGGCCUGAGCUGUAUUUUCUAUGAACUUCAAGGAGAAAAUGAGGUUAAUGGAGAGACAUUAACUAAUACCCCUCACUCCAGCCCACCAAAUUAGUUGUUGAAUUCUUUGGAAACUGGAAUAUUCUGCAUUUUGUUCUGCUUUUUUGUGUGUGUUUUUGUUUUUGUCUCCCAAAAGUGAGAGAGCUAGGAUACAGUUUCUCUUAAAGCGUUUUCUUACUCAGCUUGAAUAUUAAUUAUUUUGGUGUACUCUCCCUGCAUGAUCUGUGAAUCUGACUCUACCAGCUCCUCUUCCUGCCAUCUUUCCUACAAACAUUUAUAAAUGUUAUUUGGUCAGCAUUUAUUUCAUAAGUUCACCACCCUGAGCGGUGUGGCGUGUCCUCUGUGGCCAGGGAGGGUCCCGUCGGCUGGGCUAUUGCAAGUGCUUCUGUGGACUCCACGAUCCCUUUACCCUAUCAGUCUUUGGGGCCCUGUCUGCAGCCCCUCCCCCCCUUUGAAUGGAAUUGAACCUAAUUCUGAAACAGUGUUGACACAAUCAGAAAUACCCUAAUAUUUUUUUUCUUCUUAUUCUGGUUUCAGUUUGCUUUUAUUAAAACAAACAGUGCAUGGCCAGAGCUCCUUCUGUUCUCAUAGUGCAGACUAACUGUCAGGAUGGUAACAAAGCACAAAUACUUAGGAAGGCAGUGCAUUGAUGGGGCAAGUGUUUUGUGACCCAAGGUGGGAAGCCACUUCCAGGUGCUGCCACUACCUGUCCCCACCGGCCUGGGGAGGGAUGAAUUUUGCCCUCCGAUUUGAACCCAGCUGGUUUCUGCCAGGAGGUCCCUCUCCCGGGGAGCAGAUCAUAGCCUGUGGAAUGCUGGGAAAACCACAGGUGUCUUUUGCAGUGAUGACCCACUUGCCAACACAAAACUGGGCUUCCAGCGAGCAGGCUUUAUGGAAACUUAGCAAGGUUUUCUGUUUUAGCCCCAUGGUGCAUCAUGGUGGCUGAUGAACGUGUUAAAUCUCCUCAGAGGAAGGACAAAGAUUCUUUGAAAAUUGUGUCCGGAGUGUGGGUGCGUGUACGACUGCAUGUGUGUUUUUGUGUCUCUGUACAGUUAGAGAUGUUCCUUCCAUAUCCCGGCUGGAAGAUGAUUCUGUGUCAUCUCUGCCUCCACGCAGUUGUCAUUCUGUAGUGUCAUUGCAACCUGGAGAAGACUUGAGCCCCGCGGUUGGCACUCCUGUCUCUUUUUAUUACCUCAUUCUCCAGUGAACUCCAUCUGACCAGUUGAUUCAGAAUCGGGCAAGAUGCCCUCCCUUUGGCACAUCCAGUGAAAGGCCAAUCGGCAAGUCCAAGUGAGUUCUAAAUUUUAAUUAAUCACCCUUUAUUUUUUACACUUGAGAGUGGUUGUAAUUAAGGCUGUCAUUAAUAAACUGGUUCUUCCUUACACGGAGUUAUGUCUUUCUUCGUUACCUAUCUUGGAAGCGCAAGAGUCUCUAAUCCAGUGGUUCUCAGACUUUAGCGUGCGUCGGAAUCAGCUGGAGGGCUUUUGAAACCAAUGACUGCGUUUGCCUCAUCCCCAGAUUUUUGGAUUUAGUAGUUCUGGGGUGGGAUGCGAGACUUUGCAUUGCUGAACAAGGUCCCAGGUGCUGCUUUUGCUGUGGGUCUUGGAGGCAGCUGUUGGAGAAGCAUCACUCUGAUCUGUUCUCUGAGGGGGAAAGUAACCUUUGGGGGUUUAGGAGGGAAAGGUCGUUUUGUGCUGCUGGGUCCAGGACAUCUCUCCCUGAGGUCACCACCUGCUGGUCACAGUCACCUAGAGGCCAUGUAAGACACAGGUGAUCAGCCCUUGCCUAUCAGGGUUUUGGAGUUGGGGAGCCAUAGCCUAUGAUUUUAAGGAGCUCCCAUUAAAAAUUGAAUACACGGGGAGAUUCAGGACCCAUUAUUUUGGUAACAUUCACAAGUCUUUUCUAAGAAAAUAAUUUCUAGUAGUCCCUGAGAGCAGUCUUAAAAACGCAUUUGAGAAGAGCCAAUAAAAAUGUCCUUUUUUUGUGAAUAAUCACUGUAGAAAGUCUUUAAAACUAUUCAAGACUUUUUUCAAAGAUCAAAUGUAAACAAAAUUUUAAGGCUCAUACAGAAUUCUCAGACCCAAGUAUGUCCCAAGACUUGUUUGAGAAACGUUUUACUUGGUUUCCCUGGGGUAUUUGAGACCAAAAUGUAAUCCUGACUUUAAAGAAAUUUGUCAGUGCCAAAGGGAGAUAAACAAUACCCCGUUGAGUUUCCUGAGCUGUGGUGUAGAGCUCGAUUAUCUACCUCUGUGAGGUAAUUGGCCCUCCUUGCUCACAGCAAACAAAGCCAACAAAGAAAAACUACAGCUCUUAAGUAAAAGGAUGCUUUGUUGACAAAACUCCAAACUUACAGGAAGUUUCCUCCCAGUUUAGAAGGUAGUCUUGGGAGGAUGGUUAUUAAGUUUCUCUUUAUCUCUUUUGUUUGGCUGCUACAAACAUCACUGCUUCCACGAUUUAAAAAUACCUAAUAAACUUUUUAAAAAUGAACACAGGAAUUAAAGUAGAAUUUUGCAUCAUGAAGCACUUCAAAGAGAAGUCUCUUACUGUUUUCUUCCUCCUUUCUUCUCCCAAGGAACAAACCGUUUUGUUUCCCCGCAGCCUCCUUCCUGCGACAGGUCCCGGUCAUCCUUCUCUGGAGGGGAUUCUGAAAAGUGUCUCUUGGCCUUUCCUGACUGUGCAGAAUGUUUUCUCAUUCAUGCCCUGUGUGUGGGUGGGCAGGAGGGGAGCCGCUCUGGCCUUCUGUGGAGUCCGUCUCUGUCGGGUUCCGACUUCCUUGGACAGGAGCCCUGGGAAGCCGGUGGGCUGAACAAUGAGGAGCCGGAGCCCAGUGACCCGGCUGGCCCACCGCGGCUCUCUUGUCAUUUAUUCAGGGAAGCCCUCUUUCCCUAGGGAAAUCUUGUUUAGACCUCCAAGGAAGAACCGGAAACCUCUCCAUAAACACUGGCCACUGGGGGUUCCUGGCCAAUUCUCUCUGGGAAGGUCAUGGGGCAGCUUCCAGGUGCUGCCCUCCCUGCAGUGAGAAGCCUAAUCUUUGAGAAGGAAGAUGCACAGUUGGCCUGAUAAUGCAAUAUUUCUGGCUUUCUGGUGACAUGCUAAAAUCUCUGAAUGACGAUACGCAAGGCACAUGUAUCUGGGUAGGGGUAGGGGGCAGACGAGAGAGGCCAAACUCUGCACAAGGACCAAAGCCAUCUUUAGUCUUACCUUUGCCUUCUCUCGUUUUUUGGAGGAGUUUGUGACAAACGUAGAGUUCAUAAAAUGAGAGAAGUCCUCAUUUUUAGGACUUGUUUAAUUUGGGGAAUUAAAUACAGCUUCCUUUGGCUUGUUCAUGCAACCAGAGAAAACCUAAAGGAAGAGCAGGUUAGUGUAUGGGUUUCACACUGUGUAAAUAUACUCCGAAAAGAGGGCAGCAUGCAAGCAAGAUAGGGCGUCCCAUGUUGUUGUUUUUCAUCGAGUGUGUAAUUGCGUUGUAGGCGGGAGAAGGCCACCGGUUCAGUCUGGAGCUCAUCUUCAUAAAUUAACUUUUGCAGAGCAGAUGAUUUGACAGGAACGUUUUAGUGGCCUGCCCCCUAGUGGUGGCCAUGUGAAAUGACUGACUGAAGCUGGAAUAGUUACUGCGGGAAUGAAAUCACUCUUUGGAGAAACUUGAGGGUUUCGUAACAUGGCUGUGUUUUGUGUGCUUUGGGUUGGUAAGUCUUUCUAUCCCUUUACACACUCCUGGAAGUGACAUAGCUUGUUUUGGAAAGGGAGAGAGCAGGGUGCUUAGCUCCUUUCCCCAUCUAUGUCCUGACCUUGCUGCUGGGACUUCACAGGCCCCUGGGGCAGGGUGCGUGGAGGUCAGAGCUGGGCCCUGCCUUCCUGCAGAGACUCAGACGCAGCUUAUGAGAGAGGCAGGGGCUGGCUACAGCUGCUCCUCUGCAGGGCAGGCAAUUCUCCUGAAUCCGUGCCAAGGACAUCUCUUGUAUUUUCCACUAAGAGCGCCCACAUGGAUCGCCUGGGGUCUGCUUUGAUCUGCAAGUCUGUAGCUUCGAUUUUAAAGAAGAUUGGUAGGGUGUUGGGGUGGUCUGGAUCACCAGUUGUAUCUUGUGUUUGAGGCGUUUGUUAUGGGUUGAACUGUCUUCCAAAAAUUCAUGUAUUGAAGUCAUUACCCAAUACAGCAGAAUGUGACCUUACCUGGAAACGGAGCGGUGACAGAUGUCAUUAGUUAAGAUGAGGGUCCUACUCAGUGGGAUGGGGUCUUCUGAAAAGAGGAAAUUUGGACAUGGAUACACACAGAGGAAGAAGGCCCUGUGAACUUGGAAUGCCAAAAACUGCCUGGAAGCCUGCAGAAGCUAGGAGGGAGGCAAGGAACGGAUUCUCCCUUGGAGCCUCCAGAAGGAACCAGUGUUGCCAACACCUUUGGACUUUUGACACUCCAGAACUGUGAGACGCUUUCUGUGGCUUAAGCCACUGACUUUGUGCUACUUUGUUACUGUAGCCCUAGACACAAAUACAGAGUUUGCCUGUUUAGUGCCCCUUUUCAGGAUAGACGGGGUAGGACUGCUCUGAGCUCCGCGUGCUGCUUUUCAGCAGGAGGAUGGUCAGUGUGUAUGGGCCCUGGGCAGAAUGCCUCCCUGUUAUUGUUUAAACGGAUGCACCUGAACACGGGUGUGUUCACAGUGUGGGGUGUGCUUUAUGUGCUUUAAGCUCUUAAAAAGAGUCUCAAGAUGUUUUGUGGGACAUCGUUAGCAUGAGGAAUGCUUUUUAUUACAUUACAAUUGAAAAUGCUGGUCCUGAGCUGUACUUAAAUCAAAGAUCUUCAAUGUAACUUGGUAGGACGAUUAUUUUACAAAUAAAACCGCUCUAUUUCCAUGA